AUGGCUGCUAAACAAAGCCCCAUGCGCAUGUUUAUCAUGCUGCCGAUGAUUUUCCUCAUGGGCAAGAUCGACUUUGAAAACGAGACGACACUCAUGGCCGCACGCACGGCCUUUUUCGUGUGUCAAGUCACUGCUCUACUCGUGGGGCUCUACCUCAAGCAGCUCAUCGAGCGCAAGCAUGACACGCGCAAGAUCUUCGUGCCCGGCGUUAAGUCGCCUUUCGACCAGUCUCCCAACUACGGAGAGCUGACGGAGACGACGUACGAGGCCCACGAACUGGCCAAGGCCAACGAGUUCAUCAAGCAGACGCUCAUUGGCGCGGGCAUUUCGUCGCUUAUCCACUUCAAGAUGGGCGUCAACCACGUCGUCAUGAUCCAGAGCGUCAUGAUGCCUAUGAAUCUGUGGGACAAUCCUCUCGUACAGGCCUACAUUCUGGGCCGUCGCAAUGGCCGCAUCUGGAACGAGCGUCUCGAGGGCGAAUCGGCUGAGGACGCUGCUGCUGCUGCGGCGGCUAAUUCUUCGGCUGCUACGGCCACAGCUACGACCACGACGGCGUCAUCUAGUAAAAGCAAGAAGACGGACUUGGCCCCGGAGGAAGCCAUCGCUGAUGCACUGGCGGCAGGUGCGGACGCCGACUUUGACGCGCUCUGGACUCUGGUCAAGAGCGAGGUAAACGCCCGGACAGUCGAGGACCAGUGGACUGCACUCAUGGUGGCCUGCGGAUCCCCCGUGGAUACGGACGACUUCAUUAAGAAGGUGGUGAAGGCUGGAGCUGACGUUCUCGCUGUGGACGGAGACGGAUGGACCGCACUGCACUGGAGCGCGUUCCAUGGUCGACCGGAGGCAGCUGAGGCUCUUCUGUCCAGCAUCUCGGCUUCCAAGCGCGAACAGCUGCUGGUAAUUAAAGCAACUGACGGCCGAACGGCAGCUGAGGUCGCUAAGGGCGAAGAGAACGCUGACGUGGUCGAGAUCCUGGCCAGUUUCGCCAAUACUGGAUCUAACGAGCAGGAAUCCACGCUGCGUCAGCGAAAGGCCGGUGCUUCGUCGGUGGAAGACGUGGACUAG
This is a messenger RNA of Phytophthora infestans T30-4, 1065 nucleotides long. RefSeq lists its product as uncharacterized. The record is from RefSeq and is a predicted model, not a curated record. Gene Ontology annotation, cellular component: mitochondrion; endoplasmic reticulum. Bases 1 to 1065 code for a protein of 354 amino acids. The transcript has a single exon. Gene Ontology annotation, molecular function: protein binding. Gene Ontology annotation, biological process: protein targeting to ER. NCBI's taxonomy places the organism in Eukaryota, Oomycota, Peronosporomycetes, Peronosporales, Peronosporaceae.